AUGCCAAAAAUAGUUUUGCUCGUAGCGAAUGAAAAUGGAGUAUCAUUUUUGGAUCAACAUUAUUUUCUCAAGAUAUAUGUUAUUCGAAAUGAUACUGGUCGAGUCUUGGUAAAAAGUGAAACGACGGAUUAUUUACCAAGAACAGUCAAACUUGAUAUUGCCGAUGAAAAUACAAAUAAUACUGAACAAAACAAAAAUGCUCCUCAUGCACCAACAGAUAGUAAAACAUUAUUCCAUUUGUCGGCAGAAUUAUGUCAUAUGCUCGAUGAUAAAAAAAUAAAAAUGAUAUCAAAACAUCCGCUUGCAAUUACAAACUUGAGUUUAGGUAGAUUAAUGAUUAUUAAUGUUUCUGAGCCAAAGACAUAA
Molecule: messenger RNA, 366 nt
Organism: Rotaria socialis
Lineage: Eukaryota; Metazoa; Rotifera; Eurotatoria; Philodinida; Philodinidae
Source: the annotation of a GenBank genome assembly